This is a messenger RNA of Helianthus annuus (common sunflower), 1320 nucleotides long. RefSeq lists its product as uncharacterized. The transcript has 2 exons. NCBI's taxonomy places the organism in Eukaryota, Viridiplantae, Streptophyta, Magnoliopsida, Asterales, Asteraceae. Bases 1 to 1320 code for a protein of 439 amino acids. The record is from RefSeq and is a predicted model, not a curated record.
AUGAUUUAUGGUAAACCAAGUGAUUAUGUUCCAUUGGAGCCCUUCAGACCAAAGAAUGCCAGACCCGCUGAUUUUCAAAAACCAAUGAAUUUUGUUAAGAAAGAAAAUUGCUCAAAUGAAUCAGCUGGCGAAUCUGGAAAGGAAAAUGAACAAGAAAAUGAAUCAGAACCAGUGAAAACAUCCGCAAAUGAGCCGCAAGAAAUUUUGUCAAAUUCUGAUUCUGAUUCUAUAGAUAAUGUUAAGUGUUUUAGUUCAUGUGCAGAAUCGGUGACAGUUGAAGAGCAGUCUGCAGCGGAUGAUAACUCACAUUCAAGCGUUGCUGCUGUUGCUGAUGAUUCGGAUGCUACCAAACGCGAUCAUUACGCUUUGAACUGUGUUGUGUCUUGGUAUGCUGAGAGUUGGGGUAUGCCGAUUAAAACUGAUGAUUCCGGUGCUGUGGUUUUAGAUUAUGAUCGUGACGAAAAUACUUUAACAUGGAAAUCUGAUGUUUUUUCUGCUGAUUCAGGCAACUAUUCUAGUGUGCCUGAAACAUCAACUGAUACAUCAGAAACUUUUAAACAGAAUAAAGAUGAGAAAGUUGAUAUGUUUAAUUGUGUUAGUAAAGAAAUUGAUGAACAGGGAUCGUCUGAUGAACCUGACAUUCAAGUUGCAGAUUCUGGUACUUCAGAUGAUGAGCAUAGCGCUUCUGGGAAUUUUGAGUGUGACAAAUACUCAGAACCAAGUAGUGCAACACCCGAAGAGAGUCAAACAGUUUACUCUUCGUCUGAGAAACCAGAAUCAGCUGAUGUCAGAAACGCAGAAGUUGAUGAAGCUGAAGAAGAGAUAUUCGUAGAAACCAAUUAUGAGGAAAUUUAUGAGAUCUCGGAGCCUGAAGAAAAGGGAUCCACGGAAAUCAAUUUAACAGUUCAUUCAACUGAUGAAACUGAAGAAGAGAUAUAUGUGGAAACGAAUUCUGCAGAACCUCCUGAGAAUAUAGUUUCUGAGGAAAGGGAAUCUGUGGAAGUCAAUUCAACAAAUGAUUCAACUCUCGAUCCUAAAGGAUCAGAUUCGGAAGAAAGCACUUCAAAUAAAGCAAAGUCUAUUGAAUCUGCUCCUUUAAAGAAAAGACGGUCACGUAAAAACAGAAGAUUACGGAAAAAGAAAGUUCGAAAGGAAAACCCGACUCUCAAGCAAACUGAACCUAAGCUGAAGGGUAAAGCUGUCAAUACUUGCUCUUGUGCUGAUAAUAGUAAGCAGGGUUCUUCCAAGACCAAACAUACACACAAGCAAUCAACAUCAAAGGAAAAGAAAGGACUCAAUCAGUUCCCUAGAAUAACAUAA